AUGUCGAUCGCAUCGCUUGCUCCUGCCAACAGCAAGAAGGCCAGGACGACGGCGAUCAAUUCGUUCACGACGUUCCUGGCCGCGGAGAGCAUGACACUCGAAGCCACCCACCAGCUCAUCGACGGGGAUAAGACAGUUGGUCGCGCAAAAUCUGGUGUUUCCUACACCACAUUGCGUAUUAUACUAGACAAGUAUGCAUAUUCGUUAGCCACAUCAGCUGAAAAGGUAAGAGCGACCAAUACGUGUCUAGCAUACUAUGGCAACGUCAAGAAUUGGCUAGUAGAUAAGUACCCACUGCAAGGAGCUUUAGUUAAAUCUCAGCUCCAAAAAAUUCUAUCUGGGCUGGGUAAGUAUUGUAGCAACCGAGAGGAGGUCGGCGACGAGAAGAAAGCACCUCCGUGCUCUAAACAAGACUUAGAAGCUAUGGUGUCUCUACUGUACUCAACGGCUGCAACGGAGAGUGAAUACCUCGACGCGACCCUCGUCGUGAUGAUGUGGUACCUUUAUGGCCGUAGCUCGGACGCAGAAACAGUCGAGAAGAGUCAGCUAUUCAUCUUGCCUGGCGGAGUCUUAUUUCUUCGAUUUAAGAGGGUUAAAACAGCUUUACUACAAGGCAUCUCCUUAUUCAAGGACCCCACGAAUUUCUUGACAUGUCCUCUGCAAGCUCUGUCUGUGGCGCUGGUUAUGCAGAAGGCACCAAGUCACCGCAUGUUCCCUCAAUUCAUCGCCAAAAGGCGCAGCACGGAUGAUAUUGACGAUGCACAGGAGCUUACACUGAGCUGUUAG
Molecule: messenger RNA, 786 nt
Organism: Phytophthora sojae
Lineage: Eukaryota; Oomycota; Peronosporomycetes; Peronosporales; Peronosporaceae
Exons: 3
Coding region: 1-786 (261 amino acids)
Source: RefSeq, a predicted model, not a curated record